AUGGCCGACGCUCUUGCCUCGCAGCUCAACAACACUAGUUUGGGGUAUGUUGGCCUUUGGUGCUCCAUUGGCAUUGACGUAACAGCUACGAAAGGUCUUGAAUUUGAGGAUUUCUACAUCAAACGUGAGCUUAUGAUGGGUAUCUUCGAGGCUGGGUUCGAAAAGCCAUCCCCUAUCCAAGAAGAAACGAUACCAGUUGCCCUUACCGGCAGAGACAUCUUGGCUCGAGCAAAGAACGGCACCGGCAAAACAGCUGCCUUCGUCAUCCCUACUUUGGAGCGCAUCAAUCCCAAGAGCACAAAAACUCAGGCUCUUAUCCUUGUUCCUACGAGAGAGCUUGCACUUCAGACAUCUCACGUCUGCAAGACACUCGGUAAACAUCUGGGAAUCAACGUGAUGGUUACCACCGGUGGGACUGGGUUGAUGGAUGAUAUCAUCAGACUGAACGAUGCGGUCCACAUUCUCGUCGGAACUCCUGGCAGAGUCCUUGAUCUAGCGAGCAAGGGCGUAGCAGAGCUUACCGAGUGCCCUACUUUCGUCAUGGAUGAGGCUGACAAGCUACUGUCUCCCGAAUUCACCCCGGUCAUUGAACAGUUGUUGUCAUUCCACCCCAAGGACCGCCAGGUGAUGCUUUUUAGUGCGACAUUCCCAAUGAUCGUCAAGUCUUUCAAGGAUCGGCACAUGCGUAAUCCUUAUGAAAUCAACCUUAUGGAUGAACUCACACUCCGCGGCAUAACUCAGUACUACGCUUUUGUGGAAGAGAAGCAAAAAGUUCACUGCCUGAACACUCUCUUCUCCAAGCUUCAAAUCAACCAGUCGAUUAUCUUCUGCAACUCUACAAACCGCGUGGAAUUACUUGCGAAGAAGAUUACGGAAUUGGGCUAUUCAUGCUUCUAUUCACACGCCAGAAUGCUCCAGCAACAUCGUAACCGGGUUUUCCACGAUUUCCGGAACGGCGUAUGCCGUAAUCUGGUCUGUUCGGAUCUUCUUACUCGGGGUAUCGACAUCCAAGCCGUGAACGUUGUCAUCAACUUCGAUUUCCCGAAAAAUGCCGAGACCUAUCUUCAUCGAAUUGGCCGAUCAGGUCGUUUCGGGCACCUUGGUCUUGCAAUCAAUCUGAUCAACUGGGAAGACCGCUUCAACUUGUACAAGAUCGAACAGGAGUUGGGAACAGAAAUCCAGCCUAUCCCCCAGAAUAUCGAUAAGAAGCUCUACGUCUACGAGUCUCCGGAUACCAUCCCGCGUCCAAUUUCCAACCCCGCCCUAACACAGCAAACCAACACCAGCGCAGGCCCCGGAGAACGCCGCAACCAUCAUCCAGGUGGUGGAAACCAGCAAUUCAAUCGCGGGCGGGGCUCGUACCGAGGCCGGGGACAGGGUCAGGGUCAACGUCGCGGCGCUCACGGUCAAGGAGACAGAUUUGGUCCUUCCCAGGGUCAGCAAGGCGCCAACUCCCAAGCUGCACAAGCAUUAUAA
This is a messenger RNA of Aspergillus candidus, 1476 nucleotides long. RefSeq names its product DExD/H-box ATP-dependent RNA helicase DHH1 (gene dhh1). Gene Ontology annotation, molecular function: mRNA binding; ATP binding; RNA helicase activity. Gene Ontology annotation, biological process: P-body assembly; cytoplasmic stress granule assembly. The transcript is spliced from 3 exons. Lineage: Eukaryota; Fungi; Ascomycota; Eurotiomycetes; Eurotiales; Aspergillaceae. Gene Ontology annotation, cellular component: cytoplasmic stress granule; P-body. Bases 1 to 1476 code for a protein of 491 amino acids. The record is from RefSeq and is a predicted model, not a curated record.